Messenger RNA from Trichoplax adhaerens, 624 nucleotides. RefSeq lists its product as uncharacterized. Lineage: Eukaryota; Metazoa; Placozoa; Uniplacotomia; Trichoplacea; Trichoplacidae. The transcript has 10 exons. The record is from RefSeq and is a predicted model, not a curated record. The coding region runs from base 1 to 624 and encodes 207 amino acids.
AUGGUGUUCUACUAUCAAAGCACAGCAAUAGAUCCAUCGUGUACCAUUUACGUUGGAAGAGAUAAAUAUGAAAAUGAAGAAUUAUUAAAGUAUGCUUUUGCGGAAGAUGUAUGGUUUCACGUUGAUAAAUUGUCUUCUGCACAUGUAUACUUGAGGAUGCCUAAAGACAUGUCAAUCGAUUCAAUUCCAACCGCUUUGUUACAUGACUGUGCACAGUUGGUCAAAGCAAACAGUAUACAAGGUUGCAAACUAAACAAUGUCAAAGUGGUUUACACACCAGCAAGUAACAUUAAAAAAACCGCCGAUAUGGAAGUUGGCCAAGUCGGGUUCCAUAAAAGUAAAGAGGUUCGACUAACUACCGUGGAUAAAAAAGAUAAUGCAAUUAUAAAUAGAUUAAAUAAAACAAAAUUGGAAAAAUACCCUGAUUUAGCCGGCGAACUUCUACAGCGAGAGAAGGAGGAACGUGAGGAAAGGAAGCAAUUACUAAAGGAGCAGAGCAAAAUACAAAAAGAAGAAAUACUAAAGAGACAGCAGGAACAAGAAAUAAGAUCGUAUAGUAGCUUGAUGAAAACGGAAAAUAUGACAACUAAUGCCGAGGCAGAAGAUGACGACGAUUUUAUGUAA